Molecule: messenger RNA, 1338 nt
Organism: Babjeviella inositovora NRRL Y-12698
Lineage: Eukaryota; Fungi; Ascomycota; Pichiomycetes; Serinales
Product: threonine/serine exporter family protein
Exons: 1
Coding region: 1-1338 (445 amino acids)
Biological process (GO): transmembrane transport
Molecular function (GO): transmembrane transporter activity
Source: RefSeq, a predicted model, not a curated record
AUGGCACAAGCCCGUAUCACCGUGCACAUCGCCGAUAUUCUCCACCGUCAGCGCUUCAUUCUCCGUAUGUGCAAAGCUUUGAUGCUCUACGGCGCACCCUCCCAUCGUCUUGAGGAGUAUAUGAUGCUCACCACGAAGGUGCUCGAGCUUGACGGUCAGUUCAUAUACUUUCCUGGUUGUAUGCUAGUUUCGUUUGGCGACGCUGCAACCAGAACAUCGGAAAUGCACUUGGUCCGGUGCGCCGAGGGGGUGGAUCUUUCUAAAUUGCACGAUACCCACCGUAUCUACAAGGAUGUGGUGCACGAUUUGAUGGGAGUGGGCGAGGCACUGGUGAAGCUAGACGAGCUAUUAGCCUCUCGUGCGAGGUACCCUCCAUGGGCAUGUGUGCUUAUCUACGGUUUUGCGUCCUCGAUGGUUGCUCCGUUUGGGUUUCGGGGAGGCUGGGUGGAUAUGCCCAUGUGUUUCGGAGUAGGGGUUCUCGUGGGGAUUUUACGGUACUAUGUGUCGCCUCGGUCGAACCUCUACACCAGUGUGUUUGAGGUAGCUGCAUCUAUUGUUGUGAGCUUCCUCGCGCGCGCUUUGGGGUCAAUUCGGGGGGGUAACCUCUUUUGUUUUGCUGCCAUCACUCAGGGUUCCCUUGCGUUAAUUCUCCCGGGCUAUAUCAUUUUAUGUGGGUCAUUGGAGCUUCAAUCCCGGAACUUGGUGGCGGGAGCGGUGCGGAUGUUCUACGCUAUUAUCUACUCGCUUCUUCUCGGGUUUGGUAUCACGUUGGGUGCUGCUUUGUAUGGCUGGAUUGAUAAAAACGCGACCUCCGAAACACAAUGCCCUACCCAGUUGAAUCCAUGGUUCCGAUUCAUUUUUGUACCGGGUUUCACCAUUGGACUAGGCUUAGUCAACCAGGCGCGGUUCUCGCAGCUUCCGGUGAUGGUGAUCAUCUCAGGUGUAGCCUACGUGGCGAAUUACUUUGCGGGCUUGCAUUUCACAAGCGCGACUGAGUUUACCUCGGCGAUUGGUGCCUUUGUUAUUGGGGUAUUGGGGAACUUGUAUUCCCGGCUAGGUCACGGGAUGGCUGUGCUGGCAAUGUUGCCUGCCAUAUUUGUCCAAGUUCCCCUGGGGAUUGCCUCACAAAACUCCUUGCUCGCUGGCGUCACGUCUGCGAACCAGAUUGUGAGCAACGGGACAAAGACCAGUACCGAUACAACUAGUUCCUCGAGCUUGAGUUUCGGAAUAACGAUGAUGCAGGUAGCUAUCGGAAUUUCCGUGGGGUUAUUUGCCGCCGCUAUUGUGGUCUAUCCGUUUGGUAAGAAGCGGUCUGGAACGGGGCUCUUCACGAUGUAG